AUGACUCGCGAGACGAAGCAGGAAGUGGGUAAUGCUUUCCUAGCGAAUGCGGGCCCUGCCUGCACGCAUUCCAUAGGGAAGCAAGUGCCGGCAUUAAGCAUUUUACGGGAGGCUAGCGGAGCGGGUGGCGGGGUCGGCAGCGGUGGGCUGCUGGCCAUGAACGCCACCCAGGUGCAGUGCGAGCCCCACGACUCGGUCGUCCUCAUUAAAUAUGAGCACCGGUCGGCGGGAGGCAGCUGGGAGGAGCCGGUGAGCGCGGUACGAAACACCCCGCUCAGGCGCUCUCAGCGGCUAAACUCCACACUGGACACCAGAAGCAGUGGUCAGCUACGAAACACGCUGAGUCGUGCACGCGAGUUGUGCGAGCGAUGGCGCAGCGGCAGCAACACACCGUCACCCCCCGCGCCCGCGCCCGACGACGAGGGCGGAGGGCGGCUCGCGCGCUGGUUCAGCGUGCGACGCGGCUCUACACACCAGUAUGACAUGCAUACUCAUGAGACUGACAAGAUGCCUAAACUGCCGGAGCUGGAGGAGGACAUGUUCUCCUGCGGGGGUGAGGUCCGAGGCGGCAGAGUGCCUCCGCCCUCGCUAGGCCCUGCGCCGGACACCCUCACGCCGAUACAACUCCGGCGCAGGCACGUGGUUGCAGCUAUCAUACAUAGUGAGAACUCCUAUGUCGCUACUUUGCAAAGGCUUAUCAAUGAUUAUAAGAAACCUCUAGAAGAGAGUAGUCCCGCGAUUUUAAACGCAAGUAAAAUCCAGACGCUAUUCCACCGACUGCCCGACAUCCUGCAAUGUCAUCUGCACUUCCGCACCGCGCUCGCGGAUUGUGCGCGAACGUGGGACCGCGAUGAAAAAAUUGGCGAGGUCUUUUUGAACGCAUUCUCCAAAGCAGUGGUGUUGGACGUAUACUCGGACUUCAUAAACAAUUUCUCAGUGGCCAUGGAAUUGGCAAAAAUGGAAUCUAAACGAAAGUCGGCAUUGGCGGAUUUCUUCAAAGUGAAGCAAAUCAGCGCACACGACAGGCUCUCCUUCUUCGGCCUUAUGGUGAAACCGGUGCAACGGUUUCCACAGUUUAUUAUGUUUUUACAGGAUCUCUUAAAACACACUCCACAUGGUCAUUUAGACCGUGUGUCACUACAACGCGCACUGACAAGACUAGAGGCGCUCGCCGAUGCCUUAAAUGAGAGGAAACGUGAAGCUGAAAGGACUCAGGCGUUCCGAGCGGCUCUCAGACGGCUGACGCGCGGCGGCGUGGCGGGCGCGGGCGGCGGCGGCGGCGCGGCGCGCUUCGGGGCCGCGCGCCUGCUGGCCUCGCGCGCUGACAAGCGACAUCUGUUGAGACAGGAUGAUUUGUUGCAACUUGAAUUCAAUCAAUCGGGUACCCUAACAAAGUGCAAGCCGCGUCGGCUGUUGCUACUCAACGACCUGGUGGUGUGCGUGUCGGUGGGCGCGGGCGGCGACGACACCGAGCGCCUCGGCCUCAAGUGGGCGCACCCCGUGCAGGACGUGGAGGUGCUCGACACCGGCACGUCGCCCACGCUCAGCCGGGUGCUCGCUCAGGGCAUGAACCGCAGCGGCAGCCUGCGCUCGAGCAGCAGCGGCACGUCCACGGGAGACUCGCUGUGCGGCGAGAUGUCGGCGCUCAUGCACGACUACGAGACUGUGUCGCGCAUGGCCGACCUGGCCGCCUCGCUGCGCGCGCCCGUCCCCGAGCUCGCGCCCGACGUGUUCCGCGCGCUGCUGCAGACCAUACAGCAGAGUAUACAGAAAAAAGACGACGAAAUGGCAUGGGUAGACUCUUGUUGUCUGCAACUAACAAUACGCGGUCGCGAGGAAGCGGUGACGUUCAGGGCGAACGAGCCCGGCGCGAGGCGCGCGUGGGCCACGGAGCUGCGGCUGGCGCAGCUGGCGCAGGCGCGCGCCAACUGCCCCGCCUGGCGCCUGCCCGCCUCGCUGCCGCACGCGCUCACGCACGCCCUGCCCCACAAGAUGCCGCUCUUCGUGGCCGCCACGCCCGUGUACUCGUCCAACUAUCUCACUGAGGUGCGUUGCGGGUGUUUCUACACGUCGUCGGGCAGCCCGCGCGGCGCGUCCAUGCGGCGCGCGCGCUCGCUGUUGUGGCUGUGCGCGGGCGGCAGCGCCGGCUCCCACGUGGCCGUGCUCACGCACCGCGCCGCCAAGCUCAAGACUCUCGUCACACUGGAUCUGCCCGACACUAAGGUAACGUCGAUGGAAUAUGCGAAAGGACUAAGACAAGUGACCACGCUGUGCGGCGACACAGUGUGGCUCGGCACUGAAGACAAGAAAAUCAUCAUUUUCUCGGGUGUAGAGCCCGAAAAGCAAGAGAAAUUGACUGAAGUGACUAUGGUGGCCUCCGUCACACAGAUUAAGUACCAUUGUGACUCUAUGUUUGUGGGACUUUCCAAUGGCAGGGUAUCAGUGUUCAGGAGAAAUCAUGACGAUUCGUGGGCUCUACAGGAGCCUCUAGCGAUCGAGCUCGGCGAUAAACCCGUUCACUGCAUUCUACCCGUCGAUGGCAUCAUAUACGCAACGUGCGCGAGGCGAGUGUUCGCCAUCAACGCUCUCACUGCGGAAAUUAUGCGCAUACUUGAACUGAAAGGCGAAGGAGAUCGUUCAGUCAAAUAUCUAGCGCACUCGGGCGUUGGUCUAUGGGCCGCCUUCUCAGACUCGACAUACGUCAGCUUGUACCACGCUGAAACGUUCGAACACUUGCAGAAUAUUGACAUCGCCGCAGAUGUGGCGAAAACUAUAGGCGCUAGAGAAGGCAGUAAGCCGGCGUAUGUAUCGGCGUUGCUCGCGGGACAGGGGCUUUUGUGGGUUGGCACCACUGCGGGGGUGAGUGUGACGGUGCCCUUGCCUAAGCUGGAGGGUCUACCCCUCAUCGGUGGCCACAUAGCUGUAUCCUACCACGCGCACGCCGGCCCUGUUACUUUCCUCCUCUCACUAACUCCAGAAGGUAGGGAAGUUGACGUUAACGUGGUGAGAAGGAAUCUGUCCAACGCUCGCGCGUUAGCGGAAACUGUACAGGAGUUCAAAGAAGAAGCUAAAGAAGAAAACGACAAACAGAAGUUAGAAAGAAGGAUAUCAGAGGAGCUGAGUCCGUACCGGCCACAGCGUGUACAGUCUGCGGUGAUUAGAAGGAAGAAACCGGGUGACGUGCGGUUAAGUAAAACUUUACCAAAGUGUGCCAAUCUGAACGCGUGCGAUGUGUACGGACUGUACGGAGAUCUCAUGUUUGUUAAAGACUGUGUCGGGGAGGCCGAUGUGAGUGGCUCCGGCGGGGAAUCCCUCAGGCGGAGUGAUCCCGAACUAGCAGCGAUACCGUUCCGAGUGAGCACUUUAGAUCGGCGGUUACGCAUGAGAGCUGGUCGGCCAAGGAGCUUAGACUUAUCCAGCUGGUCGGUAGAUUCCCGAGCCUCAAGUCUCUGCACGUCAUCCGGCAGUGAAGAAUCGAUGGCACUGCGAGGAGUCUCACGGACCAGUUCAGGUGCGUCCGGCGCGGCCAACUUAGCACCGAUGGCGGCCUCGACCCCAGACUCGUCAUCGAGCAAGUCCAGUGCCUCCGAUCGGUCGAUAUCCAGGAGUGAUUCCGCGAAUGUAGAACUGCGUAACAAAAGUGCGGCGCGUAGUCUCCGCGGGGCUGAUUAUAUAGUGGGAGAGAGUAUGGCCCGCCGGUCCGUGGUGACGGUGGUGGGCGGGCGCGGGUACGUGGACUGGCGGCAGACGGCCGACGCGGCGGAGCGCCCCGCUCCCGCCGCCGACCCCAAUCCCAAGGAUGCUCACUUGAUACUGUGGGAAAUGCGCAUG
Molecule: messenger RNA, 3831 nt
Organism: Brenthis ino (lesser marbled fritillary)
Lineage: Eukaryota; Metazoa; Arthropoda; Insecta; Lepidoptera; Nymphalidae
Source: the annotation of a GenBank genome assembly